AUGGCCCCCACUGAAUCUCAAAACGAUACCAUACAUAACGCAGCGGUGGGGAUUAGCGCAGAAUCCUUACGGAUAUUGCAUUCGCCACCCGAUCGCAAGCCCAAAAUGAUUAAUGAGUGCUUCGAGGAGCUUUCUUCAGUUGUAGGCAUUCGGUUGAAACAUGGCGACGGUAGGUUUAACGCAGUUGACCAAGCCAACUUGUGGGCAUCGUGGCAAGAAAUGGUUCAUGGAAGUACCUUCAAGCCUGAGGAUAUCCCCCUUCUCCGCACUAUAUAUCUCCGAUGGUUGGGCAAGUCCAGUAUAUCCCUGUCACAAGAUGCUGAACAAGCCCUUCAGAGGGUCAACAAAGAUCUACGUGGUGGCAAGCAACAGAGCUUUGAAGCUUGA
This is a messenger RNA of Pseudovirgaria hyperparasitica, 387 nucleotides long. RefSeq lists its product as uncharacterized. The transcript has a single exon. The record is from RefSeq and is a predicted model, not a curated record. The coding region runs from base 1 to 387 and encodes 128 amino acids. NCBI's taxonomy places the organism in Eukaryota, Fungi, Ascomycota, Dothideomycetes, Acrospermales, Acrospermaceae.